Clunio marinus is the source of this 402-nucleotide messenger RNA. Lineage: Eukaryota; Metazoa; Arthropoda; Insecta; Diptera; Chironomidae. The record is from the annotation of a GenBank genome assembly.
AUGGUAAAUUUUGAUUUAUUCACGUGCAGAGCUUUUGUUUUUCACAUUAGUCGACUAGGUGCCUCGUACGGAUACCACCCGCAUAAAAAAAAGAAGACAAAAGCAAUUAAUUUUCAUAAGGCAAAAAAGCGGAUAGGAAUUUAUGAACAUUUCGUUGCCAAUACACCUGAUCCUUUAAAUAUUCACGCUCUGCACGGAAGCUUGGCAUAUGCGACUUUUAAAGUCAAUCAAAAGGAUUUUUCAGCUGACAUCUGCACUCACCUUGUCAGCUUAUGUAUUUGUCUUGUUUUAAUAGAAAUGACGUUGAAGAGACAAAAAGAAAAUUUCAAUUAUCUUUCGCGAGACGGAUCAACAUCGUUAUGGAUUUUAAGGAUUUUCCGCUGUCUCAACUGCAAUGAGUGA